GAUCUCGAUAUGUUUAAAGAUAAUGUCAUUGCUAUUAAAGCGAUUAACCCUGAGGUUAUACCGGUUAAUAUUUUAAAGCCAUACGAACAAGAGAAAGUCGAUGAGCGUUUGAGUGAAGGAAUGACCUACCUAUUUGAUAAUCAAUUUAUGAAGGCCAAAACUGUAUUUGAGACGAAGGCCAGCGUGUAAAGUGAUCCACUGUAUGCUUUAGGCCUGGGGGCAAUGGCAACUAUUAAAGCUUUAAUGACAUAUCAUGAGACGGAUGUGAAUAUGGCCAUGGAUGCUCUUGCUUCCGCGUUCACAAUUGCAAAGACGCAAAUCAGUAAAACAGAAUCAAAAAAGCCAUUUAAAGAUACUGUCAGUCAAUACUUUACCAGCUUGCUCUCAAACACAUCAACAGGGCUUCCAAAUGAUCCACCCAGCAUGUCCAUGCCACAAAGUAGUGGAGGGGUAGCAUCUCCAACGUCGUUUUUACCAAAUGCUGUGCUUAGAGCACACGUUGUGAAAGCUGAAUGUUGUUUAUUGAUGGGCAUCUUGCAAAUGACACAGGAAAGCGUCGUGGCCUAUCUUAAAUGUGGACUCAACAUAAGAAAAGCUUACAAUAGCUAUAGUAUUGUUUGGCAAGAAUAUAAGAGAAUGGGCCAGGAAUAUGUAAAAUAUAUGGAUAAAAAUACUGUCUCUGGGGUACAGUUUGGUAUUGGUGCGGUUCAUCUCAUGCUAUCAUCUAUGCCACCAAAAAUUUUGAAAAUCUUUUCGGUUUUCGGAUGGAAGAGUGAUAAGCAGUUAGGCUUUGCUUUGCUCAAAUUAUGCUUAGAAGGUCGUGGUGUCCGGGCUCCUUUAGCAUCUUUAACUCUAUUAGCUUACUAUUCAGUUCUCACAUCGUUUGCACCACAAGUGUAUUCAAAGGAUAUGUUAAACCCAGCGAUUGAAUGCCUCCUUGAUGCGCAAAAUAACCAUCCCAAUUCUUGUUUCUUCCUCUUCUUUGCAGCCCGUAUGGCUCGAGUAGCCCGCAAUAUACCGCUCUCAAAUCAGUCCUUUAUGUUUGCAGCAGAAUCAAGUCGGGGUGAAUGGGCAGAAGUCGCUAUGAAACAGAUGGCCGACUACGAAGUCGGGUUCAACCUGGCUCUGCAGCUAGACUGGGAGAAUGCGUUGAAAUACUUUCAGCAGUUGGUAAUUGAAAAGUACUGGUCUCCUGCAUUUUCUAAAUACUUUCUCGGCGCAUGUCAUGAAAUGCUUGGUCAGCGAACAGAAGCCAUUCUCGCUUUUGCCGAAGUGGUAUCGCUCGUGAAAGGAGGAGAAGAGAAAGCAAAAGGAACGUAUAUUGAUUCAUAUGUCUUGAAGAAAGUUGAGUACUUUCAAAAGAGUGGUUAUCAAGAUAUAGACUUUAGCCUGCCAGCGUUAGAAGUGCUGUUGGUCAUGAAUAUGUUGAGUCAUAUGGAAAAGGAAAAGCUUGAAAAAUGCCUGAAAUUAGUACAAGAUACAUUGACGGUUAUUUAUGAACGCGAAAAAAUGGAAUAUACCAUACGACUGAGGGAGCUUGUGCCUACAGUAGCUCCACCGGAUUAUUGUGAACAACGUGCUGUGCUGCUAUUGAUGAAGGCUUCUAUACUUAAUUCAUUGGAGCGUUUUGAUGAAACUAUUGCGCAUUUGAAUUGGAUUUUGGAUCACAAAGAUAGUAUUAAAGAAGAAAAUUGGGUCGUUCCAUUUGCUUAUUGGGAAUGUGGCGUCACUAGUUGGGGUUUAGGCAAUUACAGAAAGAGCCGCAAACUAUGGCAAAUGGCAAUGUCAUAUACGAAAUAUGAAUUUGAGUAUCGUCUGGCAGUCAGAUUAAGCCUCGCUCUAAGCAAAUGCGAUGAAGUUGGUAUUACUCAGGCUAAAAUGCAUGAAACAGAGGGGUCAACAACAAAUGGACGUAAACGAAUGCCAUUGUUACAUGCUAUACCUUGAGGGAGAGGGCCCAAAUAAGAAAAAGACCGUUCCGAUCUAUAUACCUCGUCAUACUUUACCAUAUUGGUUUCAGGUUUUGAACAAUUAUAGAAAAAUUAUACCUAUUAUAUCAUUUUAUUCUUCACAGCGCUCAGACAUGAAAAAAAAAAGAAAGUUCUACGGAAGAUAAA
This is a messenger RNA of Mycotypha africana, 2117 nucleotides long. RefSeq lists its product as uncharacterized. NCBI's taxonomy places the organism in Eukaryota, Fungi, Mucoromycota, Mucoromycetes, Mucorales, Mycotyphaceae. The record is from RefSeq and is a predicted model, not a curated record. Bases 223 to 1947 code for a protein of 574 amino acids. The transcript has 8 exons. Gene Ontology annotation, molecular function: protein binding.